Messenger RNA from Oikopleura dioica, 492 nucleotides. Lineage: Eukaryota; Metazoa; Chordata; Appendicularia; Copelata; Oikopleuridae. The record is from the annotation of a GenBank genome assembly.
AUGAAUAAUCCGCGCAGAGUAUCUUCAAGUGUUCAUGCGCGACGAAGCCGCAUCGCGAAAUUCUUUGGUAGCUCUGACGAAGAAGAGGAAGUGUCCUCGGAAGUCACAAGUUUAAUCGAUCUGAGGCGGAAAUCGAGGGAACACGUCGAGUCCUUAGGAUGUAUGAUACCGAUUACUACUGAAGCUAACAAUGUCGAUGAAGCUAUUGCUUGCUCGAAUCGUCCAGCAGUGCCUCUUUUGCCUAAAGCUGCUCUCUUGACGCUUAUUUCAGCAGUCCAAGAAAAUGGAAAGGAAACAGGCGAAACCGAGGAAAAUCAAGAUAACAAUAAUACACGAAGUCGACGUGGCUCUCACAACACGCUAAAAUCUUCCAGCUCGAAUAAAUCAGUAAAUUUUGACCGAGUGGAAAUUCUCGAAUUUCGAGAUACGGAUGAUACGGGCAUUCCUGAUAGCUUCGAAGCUGAUGAAGGCUCAAAACCGAUCGAAAAAUGA